Bactrocera dorsalis (oriental fruit fly) is the source of this 2280-nucleotide messenger RNA. RefSeq names its product ADP-ribosylation factor 4. Gene Ontology annotation, molecular function: GTPase activity; GTP binding. Gene Ontology annotation, cellular component: cytoplasm. NCBI's taxonomy places the organism in Eukaryota, Metazoa, Arthropoda, Insecta, Diptera, Tephritidae. Bases 333 to 923 code for a protein of 196 amino acids. The record is from RefSeq and is a predicted model, not a curated record. Gene Ontology annotation, biological process: intracellular protein transport; vesicle-mediated transport. The transcript has a single exon.
ACAUUGGCAGGUUUAUCAAUGUAAAAUUAACGAAGUUGUAACGAGUAUAUGCUCCGUUACUGUAUAUACCAAUACUACAGUAAUAUAUCAAUAACAUUCCAUCUUAUCAUAUACUACAGUUUACAUAUAUGUGACUUUUGCAACAGCUGUUUAUUGGUAUAAUGUACAUUAAAAAUUAUAUGUAUGUGCGUACAUCAUCAACCUCAACACAGUUGUUUAUAACCAUAUACUACCCUACCACAGAAAUAUAACACUUGUUUCGCAUUCACAAGCCAUUGCACAGUAAGCAGGCAUAAUUAUUCAACGCCGGACUUUUCUGCAAUAACCAUCAAAUGGGUGGUCGUUUAACGCAUUUAUUUGCACGUUGGUUCCCAAAAACUGAACCGGAGUUGCGUGUUGGCAUGCUAGGAUUGGAUAAUGCUGGCAAAACAACCAUUCUAUAUCAAUUGAAAUUGGAACGGAACGUUGAGCCGGUACCUACCGUUGGCUUCAAUGUGGAAAAUGUGCGUUGUGGUAAAAUGUUGUUAAAUAUUUGGGACGUUAGUGGCGAUCGACCACGUACACGUACAUUGUGGCAACAUUAUAAUCAUAAUACGCGUGCAAUUAUCUUUGUGAUUGACGCAACGGAUAUGCGUCGCUUGCCACGAGCUUUGGAUGAGCUACGUUGGUUGUGGUGUCGCCCGGAACUGACCGAAGCUGUCUACCUUUUAUAUGCUAAUAAACAAGAUUUGCCAGGCGCCCUGGGAGCUGAACAGUUGGUCACAAUACUGCAGUUGCAGACAUUAACACAACAGUGGGCUAUUCAAGAGUGUUGCGCCAUCAAUGGUAUGGGUUUAAGCGACGGCUUACAACAAUUACAGCAAAUGCUUACGCAUAACCGGGGCAAGAGACUUAGUGCAACAUUAUCAAAUAAAUUGUUUUAAUUGUGUGCAAAUUUGAGUUUCAAAUCUGAUUUACCUUCGAAAUUCUCCAGCAUGCUACGUACAUCCUCCUUAAGACGUGUGUUGUAUGAUUUCAAUAGUGCUUCCUUCGAUUGUGGUAAUGCCCGCACGCUGCUGGUAUUGCUGCUCAUGUUUAAAAUAUAUAGUCACGUAUAAAUAAUAUCAAAAUCAAUGAAGUGCUAUUUAGAAAUAAAAUCAAAAAACCAAUUGGUGGAAGAUAUUCUAUUGUUUUCCCUAAAAACCAAAACAAAACAUUUGACAGGCUAUAUUUUGGAAGCCACUGGUUUUCUAAUUGAUACAUUUUAACUGCGUUGCCAUUGAUUUCAUCAUUUAUAUUAGAUUUCAUAUAUUGUAUGUAAAAGCUUUUACUAAAUGGUUAUUCAAGAUUUCAUUCUGAUAUGGUAUUUUUGCUUUAAAGUGCUUCCGUUAACGUUAUUGAUAAUAUUCAUAGCAAGCUUAUUUUAAUUAUACGCUAUAAAAGAUUUUAGAGUCCGUAUAAUGAACCCGCCUUAAUUUAACAGAUUAAUGUCAAAAGUGACAAGUUUGCCAUAAAAUAUAACAACCUAUCUAGACGCUAUAUAAAAUUCCACUGCGCAUGACUUUUAUGACUUGGAUGCCUAUACUGAUUUCUUUAGUAUAAGUAUAUUCUGAUUUAUGCCUUUAGACUCGAAAAAUGCUAAGUAAAAGUAAAAUCUUGUGUUUGUACAGUUUAUUAUAUAUUUUAACAAUGGUGUCGGCAUCGAAAUUGCCGAAAGAGGAAAGCCCAACUCAAAUUUAUCUCUUGGGAUUAAAUGACGCUGGAAAAACUGCAAUUUUCAACAGUUUAUUAGGUAGAAACUUUACUUUAUCCCAACCAACAAUCGGUUUUAAUUUAGAGGAAGUAAGGUAUAAGGAUUUGAGCUUCUCUUUAUGGGAUCUUGGAGGUCAAUGUAGAUUAAGGGCAUUAUGGAAGCACUUUCUAACUGAAAAUGCGAAUGGUAUAAUAUUCGUAUUGGAUGCAGCAGCUGGAAAAAAGCGGUUAGAACUGGCGUCAAAAGUGCUACACGAAACACUUCAAAAGGCUGUUAUACCCGAAGAACUAUUCCUACUGGUAUUGGCGAAUAAGCAGGAUAUGGAUGACAAACUAAGUGCAGCAGAAAUAGUAGAUGGUCUAAAAUUAGUAGGGAUAAAAUAUGAAUGGGAGCUGUUGGAGACCUCAGCAAAGCAUAAUACCGGUAUUGUGGAGUCUUUGGAGCGCCUACAUCAAAAAUUUAACUAAAACCAAAUAUGAAUUGAUUUAAAUAUAUGUUUAUUAUUAUGUAUAUGUGUAAAAUAAAUGUAACUGAAUUAUGAAAUUAAA